Messenger RNA from Thamnophis sirtalis, 2754 nucleotides. RefSeq names its product progestin and adipoQ receptor family member 7 (gene PAQR7). Gene Ontology annotation, molecular function: steroid binding; nuclear steroid receptor activity. The record is from RefSeq and is a predicted model, not a curated record. Gene Ontology annotation, biological process: response to steroid hormone. Gene Ontology annotation, cellular component: plasma membrane. NCBI's taxonomy places the organism in Eukaryota, Metazoa, Chordata, Lepidosauria, Squamata, Natricidae.
UUCUUUUAAGUUUGUGCACAAAUUCUUGAAUUGCUUCUAAGGAAAAAUCCAAGCACACACACACCUCCUUUCCACCAUGUAGAGUUAUGUAACUGGGUGGUACUCUUCACAGCUAGUCUGUCGGUUUGGAAAAAAGGUGCUACUGUCUUAGUGGUAAUUUCCUCCCCCCAUUAAUCGAGUGGCACUUAAAUCUGCCUGUUGCCAUAUAAACUUGGGUGGCUGUUGAAGUUAUGAAAGAAGAACAAGAAAGCUGCAGCUGAUGCUUCUCCUUCACCUUCUGCUUAUAAUACUACUACCAAUAAAUAAGAAUAUAUCUUGAAUACCUUCAAAGAACAGCACUCGUCUAUCCCAGGGGAGGUUCGGAAGGAUUCAAUAGGUCACCCACUUUCCGGUCAUGGCAACGAUUGUCUCCGAAAAACUCAGCCGCCUCUUCAUCAACCUCCAGCACUUGUGCAAAAUCCCUCAACUCCUCUCCAAGUCCUUGCCCGCUCCCUCCUGCACGGUGGCAGCCUCGGAGGUGCCCCAGCUUUUCCGGAAGCCCUACAUCCACGCUGGCUACCGGCCCCUCCACCGGAACUGGUCCUUCUACUUCCUGUCCCUCUUCCAGCAGCACAACGAAGCGCUCAACGUCUGGACGCAUCUGCUGGCGGCUUUCAUGUUGCUGGGGCGCUUCUGGCAACUCUCCCAGAUCGUGGAUUUUGUGGGCGACCCGCACGCUCAGCCCUUCUGCAUCGUGGCUGUGUCUUCCAUCAUCUACUCCACCUGCAGCACCUUGGCUCAUCUCUUGCAAGCCAAAUCUGAGUUCUGCCACUACACCUUCUUCUUCUUGGACUAUGUAGGGGUGGCCACCUACCAGUACGGUAGCGCUUUGGUGCAUUAUUACUACGCCAUUGAGCCAGAGUGGCACGCCUGGAUCUCCAGUUUCUACAUUCCGGGCGCGGUGGGGUUGGCUUGGCUGUCCUGUGUUGGCUCCUGCUAUGCCAAAUACCGAUGCCCACAUCUGUCCCGUCUGCAGGGCCGGCUGUGCCAGGAAAUGCCCUCUGCGGUAGCCUAUGCUUUAGACAUCAGCCCUGUGCUCCAUCGUAUCUACACCUCGACCAUCUCCGGACAAAGCGACUUGGCUGCUACCUACCAUAAGUGCCACGUUUUGUGCUUCCUGGUUGCAGCCUUUUUUUUCGCCUACCCCUACCCCGAGAAGUGGUUUCCCGGGAAGUGUCACUUUGUGGGACAAGGCCACCAGCUCUUCCACAUGUUCCUCAUUUUUUGUACCUUCAUCCAGUUAGAGGCGGUGCUUCUCGAUUACCGGACUAGGCGGCACAUUUAUGCUGACCUGCAUGGCGACCUCGCUCCCUUUUUUUCCAUCAUGUGCCUUGUGCUGAUGGCUUCCUGUGGCCUCACAGCCCUCUACAUGACGGUCAAAGUCAAACACAAAAUCCGGCCGAAGCGGGACUGAGUUCAGGGGACGCCGGCUGCUGGAGAUUUACCGCCAGCUGCUUCUUUCGGUGCACUUGCUCUGGGAAUGUCUGUCCUGCUGUCGUUUAGGAAACUGAUUAGGAUAGGUAGCUAUUGCUGGGGUCUUCCCCUCCUCUUGCACUGGAGAUCUUGCUUGCGGGUUGCUCUGUCCAGGCAACUGAGAUGAGAAGUGGGAGGUUGCAUCAGAAAGGAAGUGUCCAAACUCUUUGGGGGAAAGGAAUUCGUCUUUUGUUUCCUGCUGUCUCCGAUUGAAGGGAGAAGUUGUCGUUGCUAUGCCUCUCAGAAGCUACAUCCAUCUUUCUUCCACCCUUCUGAAUUCGAGCUGGCAGCCUUCGGGCUCUUAGGAAUCCACUUGAUUAUUAUCAGUUUCCCAGAUCCACCAAUGGGACCCUGGGCCAGAGGGAUCGGUUUAAGAUCCUGAGGCCGGGAACUGGUUCUAAAUUCCAGAACUAGAUGGAGCACCCCCAACGCAUUCAUCUUGGGGUUCUCCAAACUUCCUUCAUUUCAGCAGUGCUUGAGAGGGAAUGGGUGGGAAUGGUUCCUUUCACUGCUGCCAUUUAAACACAGGUGUCCGCCUUAUCGGACAAGAACUGCACAGAGAAAUACCUGGAGAGCUAUCCUUUUGAUCUCUUCCUUUUUUAAUUAGUAGAAGAGCUUCCAGAAGGGAGAUUAGAGAUGGCACUUAACCAGCACUUCCCUUGGAGGAGAGGACUUCCUAGCCUCCAUGUUUUGAAUAAAAAUAGCUCUUGCUCUGGGUUUCACUGAUUUGGGUUUCACUGAUUUGAUUCUGUGCCCUACUUCGAGGCACUCGUGUAGCACUGGUGCCUUCACGGAUUGCCUUCUGCAAUAUCCAGACGAAAGCAUCCUUCCUUGCUUUGGGAAACCAUCUGGGACUUCUUCUGCUUGUCUACCGUGAGCCAGGCCCUGGGAAACCUGCUAGGUGGAUCAUGUGCCUUCAGAAGAGCAUCUGUCUAUCCAAAACUUUGUAUGUGGGAAUGAUAUUACUUGUGAUUUCUUUUUUUAAUGCAGUGGUAAGCAUGUUUAGAGAGGAGAACCUGGGCCAACGCUGGACCUCUGUGGGUCAAAGUGAGAUCUGAGAAGGGGGGAAGAGAUGGCUAACGUUUUCAGAAGGAAGUCCAUGCAACUGUGAUGGGUUGAUCUAGCAGACCUUAAAGCAGUGUACUGAAGACCCUUCUCCCCAAUUAUCUAUGGGUUCCUUCUAUCAAAUUUAAUUAUCUGCUCAUCUAUAAGCCUCAAGAUCUAUUCCUCUAGUUUUUUUUU